CAAAGGUGGAACGACGUCGGACAGGGCCGUCCGGAGAAAUCAUCCCCUUCAAAACCUCUGCCGCCAUCCUCGAGUCAUGCAACGAUGGGCUCCAAAACUCCAGACGAUGAGCGACACAUGUAUCAGGACCGCGACGAUCCGUUCACCGCCUCAUCCAGCGGCACUGGCGGCGAGCAACGAGGCGCCCACCUCGCGAGAGAUGGCGAUGGCUGUAUGGCGGGCGACGGUGGAACAAACGACGACGAUGACGACGACGACGACGAUGCCGCCCGCGUCGAUGCCGCCCUGACUGUGACCAACAGUGCUGGCUCCGCUGACGCGAGCAAGAAAAAGAAGCGCAAGCGACCCAAGAAGAAGAAGAGCAAGGCAUCCGCUACGAAGCAGUCGUCGCCGCCCAGAGUCCCGCUCGCUGACCUGUUCCCUUCCGGCAAAUAUCCCGAGGGCGAGCGUCUGAGCUACGGCUCCGCGUUCGAAACCACCACCAGGGCCAGGGCCCUUGGAGUGCGUCGCGGCGGCUAUCGGCCUCUGGAAGACGACGCGGUUCUAGACGACUACCGCAAAGCUGCCGAGGUCCAUCGUCAGGUGCGACGAUGGGUCCAGCAAACCGUGGAGCCCGGCCAGACACUCACAGCCAUCGCCACGGGGAUCGAGGACGGUGUCCGGGCACUCUUGGGCAACCCCGGACUCGAGCCCGGCCAGAGUCUCAAGGCGGGAUUGGGAUUCCCAACAGGACUUGCCUUGAACAACUGUGUCGCGCACUACACGCCGAAUCCUGGCCAAAAGGAAGUGGUUUUGCAGCAGCAGGACGUGAUGAAGGUCGACUUUGGCGUCCACGUCAAUGGCUGGAUCGUGGACAGCGCAUUCACCAUGUCCUUUGACCCGACGUACGACGACCUCCUCGCCGCCGUCCGGGAUGCUACCAACACUGGCAUCAAGAACGCUGGGGUUGACGUUCGCAUCAGCGACGUCAGUGCAGCCAUCCAGGAAGCCAUGGAGAGCUACGAGGUCGAGAUUCGCGGCAAGGUGUUUCCCGUCAAGCCCGUGCGAGAUCUCUGUGGCCACGACAUCAAACGGUACCGCAUCCAUGGCGAAAAGACUAUUCCGUUUGUCAAGAACUCGAAUCAAACCAAAAUGGAAGAGGGAGAGGUGUUUGCCAUUGAGACAUUCGGGAGCACAGGACGCGGCGUCACCAGGAACGGCGAUGGCAUCUAUGGCUAUGGCCUGAGUCAUGAUGCCCCGGCGCAUGUAGCUCUCCCCCUCAGUUCUGCCAACCGUCUGUACAAGACCAUCAAGGAGAACUUUGGCACCAUCGUGUUCUGCCGCCGAUACCUCGAUCGGCUCGGCUGCGACCGCUAUCUGGCAGGCCUCAACUGCCUAGUGUCCAACGGGAUACUGGAUGCCCAUCAGCCGCUGAUGGAUGUUGCUGGAUCAUACUCUGCCCAGUUUGAGCAUACCAUUCUACUACGGGAGUCACACAAAGAGGUCAUUAGUCGAGGUGACGACUACUGAGUGCGCGCGACGUCCCACCGCAAGACUACUGCAGGCGUCGAUCGCCGGCCCCCAGCUGCGAUGGGGGGGGCAAUGUUACGACAGACGUGGUUUCAACACCGCAGUAUGCGGGAUGGGACUUGACAUGAGGGCGAGGAAAGAUGGUCUCAACACCAGGGAAGCCAGUAUGGUAAUGGCCUCGCGGUCGGAGCGCAGGUUCAACACACUGAUGCCGGCCUCGAGGUCGACGGGGCAGGUCGCAACACCAAGCCCAACUCUUUACUUCACAGACGGAUCACACUACAUAUGUCGAUCCCAUUCUAUACAGCUUUUGCCGCGCAACAAUGCACACGAU
Messenger RNA from Purpureocillium takamizusanense, 1843 nucleotides. RefSeq names its product Methionyl aminopeptidase. Gene Ontology annotation, molecular function: metalloaminopeptidase activity. The transcript has 6 exons. Gene Ontology annotation, biological process: proteolysis. Lineage: Eukaryota; Fungi; Ascomycota; Sordariomycetes; Hypocreales; Ophiocordycipitaceae. The record is from RefSeq and is a predicted model, not a curated record. The coding region runs from base 85 to 1509 and encodes 474 amino acids.